Messenger RNA from Menidia menidia (Atlantic silverside), 2250 nucleotides. The record is from the annotation of a GenBank genome assembly. NCBI's taxonomy places the organism in Eukaryota, Metazoa, Chordata, Actinopteri, Atheriniformes, Atherinopsidae.
AUGGCAGAGGAAUCGCCCCCAGCAGACAGACACAUGUUGCUGCCUCUCAGGCUGAGCAGAACUCAGUUCAGACACGUUCGGCCGGGAGGAGCAGAGAAAGGGAGAGAGAGAGAGAGAGAGUCCAGACAGGCGUUUCAUGCUCUGCUCGACAUGCCACCCCAGAUGGAUUACUUUUACCACGAGUCCCGAGUCCCAUCCGCUUGCGGGCUUACCCGGGAAGAUGAGCUGGACCCCGGGGUCAUCAGCUGCAUGCUGGUGGGAGACGGAGCAGUCGGGAAGACGAGCAUGAUUGUCAGCUACAUCUCUAAUGGAUACCCGACAGAGUACCAGCAGACGGGGUUUGACGUGUUCUCAGGUCAGGUCCAAGUAGAGGGAUCUCCAGUAAGAAUUCAGCUUGUGGAUACUGCCGGACAGGAAGAGUUUGAUGAAUUCAGGGCCCUUUCCUAUGCCCACACGGACGUCUUCCUGCUGUGUUUCAGCAUGGUCAACCCCACCUCCUUUCACAACAUCACUAAGAAAUGGGUCCCCGAGAUCCGGGCCCACAACCCAUCCUCGCCCAUUAUUCUUGUCGGGACUCAGAUGGACCUGAUGCUGGACGUGAAUGUCCUCAUCAACCUGGACCAAUCUAAAGUGAAGCCAGUCCUGAGCUCUCGUGCUCGGAGCAUGGCAGACAAGAUCAGGGCGACGGACUACGUUGAAUGCUCGUCACUGACGCAGAAGAACUUGAAGGAGGCGUUUGAUGCGGCUAUCUUUGCUGCCAUAAAGAACAAAGCCCGCAAGAGCAAGAAGAGGAGGUUUUCGGACAGGCGCACCAAAGCCUUCUCCAGGUGCAGCUGGAAGAAGUUCUUCUGCUUCAUCUGAACUCUUUAUGUUUACCCUGUGGGUUUUUGGACAAAAUGUUUAAUUUAUUUUAAUGCUUUUCUUUCACUUUCAUCACUCAUACAAUUGAUAGUUUACUCAGCUUUUGCAAACAAAUGUGAUUCAUUUUUGUAUUGUAUGCCAAAAGAAAUUUGGAAUUAGAUCAAGAGGAUUCUGGGUCGUUCACAGUGCAUGUCCUUUUGCAUCCUCUAUCGGACUGAUGCAUAUUCACUGUUCAAAAAACAGCAUUUCUAUUCUUUUCACAAAACCUGCUUUAAUGCAUUACUUUUGGGAAGUUAUGGGAGAAGUUAUGGGAGAUUGGAAGGUAUUGACUGGCUGAGCACAGCCACAGAGAAAAAAGGCCAGGCCAAUAUGUAAAAGGCUGUGAAUUUGCAUGCUGCGUUGCCACCGUCUGCAACCUUCAACAUAAGCGAGGCCAAAACGGAAAGUGUCAGGACUGUGUGUUCGAGCCGAUGGGUGUGAGACUCCGCCAGUCUAAUUAUAUGCAGCAGCUGUAGGUUCUGGUCGCAGGAAGGAUUGCUGCAUUCUUGCCUUCCUGCAAGAGCUUCCCUGUCUGGUUUGGUUGGGUGUUUUAAAGUCUUAGCUAGCCGGCUAAGAAUCUUAACAAGUUGGCUGUUACUUUUACACCCCAUUUGUAUUACCGGGUGAUACAAAGGAGGAGGAAUAUUAUUGUUUUCUUAGAGAGUUCUGUAUCUUCACUGGCUUAAUCUUUCAGCCAGGAGAGAAGCAGGCUUGAAAAUCCUCUUGUUUGCGGGGAAAAGUUGCAGGAGAGCGGUAACCUUUGGCUUUUUGUCCCCGACUCUCAUCAAUCUGCAUCUGUAAAAGCAAGCACUGUAGGAGUCUGGGCCUCCACCCAGCAGAUCCUCCCCACCGCCAACACCAGUUUGCCUUACUCACCUCUUUAUCCACGAUAUAGAGAAGAAAAGAAUAUCAUUGUUGUCUCUGUUACAAGAACAAUGAAAAGCAGUUUGGUGUUCCUCAGCAGCAGUGUAGGUAAAAGUAUGUAAAAGUUUACAAAAAAAUAUACACUGUUUCCCCUCAGAAACCCAAGCGAGUACAGAAUUAGAGGGUGCGUUACAGCCUCUUUGUGAAUGCAAGUGUAAAUUCUUCAUCAAAAUGUAAUGAUUGCACUCAGAUGGAUUCAAAUGUGGUGCUUGUGAAAGUGUGAGUUGCGCUAUGCUUCUUGUAGAAGCCAGUUUAAUGUUUCCGGUGGUUGAAACAGCUAUGUCAUAAGAGAAAAAUUGAAUGUGUUUUAUUUUGAUACUUGUCUACGUCUCUUGUCGCAGAUCCCAGCAAACACAAUCUACAAACUUGUGUGUCUUUUUUAACAUGGGUGAGCAAUGUGAUGUGAAUAAACGAAGAUCAACUUCC